ACCCACCAUGUUCAGCAGAUUAAAAUCCAAGGAGAGUAAAGGUGACACCACCCCGGUACCCAAAGAAGCCCUCCAGAAGGUUACGGUCCCAUUCUCCGCCCCUCCGGCCCUGUAUAAGGUUCCUGACCCACCGGUGCUUGAUAAAUCCCAACAAGACAUGUAUUUAAAGGUCCACCAACACUUUAGUAACCCCCAGUUUGUGGUGGCCAGUACUGAACACGACCAGCAGCAGAAGAAUAAGGACGAGACCAAGUUCACGGCGUUGACAGAUGCCGAGAAGGCGUGGUUGACGAGAGAGUGUUUCUUUAGAUACUUGAGAGCUUCCAAGUGGAAUUUGGCAGAAUGCAUUGCCAGAAUCGAAUUGACCUUAAGUUGGAGAAGGGAGUUUGGCAUCGCUGGUAACUUUGAAGAUGAUAAUAAGGUGAACGGGAAGUUGACGGGGGCGGAAAACGAGACAGGAAAAGAGAUUAUUUUGGGUUACGACAACGAUGUCAGACCUUGUCUUUACUUGAAACCUGGUAGACAGAACACCAAGCCUUCAAUCACUCAGGUCCAGCAUAUGGUGUAUAUGUUGGAACGUGUCAUCGACUUUAUGCCCAGUGGCCAGGACUCGUUAGCAUUAUUGAUUGAUUUCAAGCCUACCAACGUAGGUAUUUCCACGGGUAAGAUCCCACCUAUUGGCACUGGCAGACAAGUUUUGCACAUUUUGCAAACUCAUUAUCCCGAGAGAUUGGGUAAGGCCUUGUUGUGCAACAUUCCAUUGUUGGGAUGGACUUUUUUAAAGAUUAUUCAUCCAUUUAUUGACCCUUUAACACGGGAAAAGUUGGUGUUUGACGAGCCAUUCCCCAAAUAUGUACCAAUUGAACAAUUGGACAAGGACUUCGGAGGCACGGCUGAUUUCGAGUAUAAUCAUGAGGUUUACUGGCCGGCACUUAUAAAGAUGGCGGAUGAGAAGAAGACCAAGUACGUCAAGAGAUUUGAAAAGUUUGGGUCUAAGGUGGGUUUGAGUGAAGUGGACUUGAGAGGUGACCACGACGACUUGGUAUACCCGGUGCCCGAUGUCAAACAGAACUAGAGCGUGUUUAACACGGUAAUUGUUAUAUAUUAGAUCUUACUAUAAUUUGUGUAUGCCCUCAUAUCGUAGUACACUUCAAGUGAUUGGCUUUGCACACUUGCGCUUCUCCACCACUCCCGUCUUGGGACACACCAUAUGCUCCCAGUCGAUGGGAAACAUCGAGUCGCCCGCACCGUUUUCGGACUUGGCGUAGAUGACUCCCAAGUCGUUUCUGGCGGUACUUAGGUAAUAGUUGGAACCAUCUCCAAGGGAAAUGAUCAACGCCCGUACAAUGUCACCGGGCUUGAACGACUCGAUGAUCUUCACCUUGUCUCUGUCGGUCAGUCGCACGUCUUGGGACCGGAUGACACCUUUGAACGAUUCACCUAGUUCUCCAGCCAUGGCAUUGAUGCCUGCUGUCAAUGAAGAAGCUAUGGUGGAGUGAUUGUUUAACGCCUGAGCUCCUCCUCCGGCACCGAGGGAUUGGUGGGCUAUGUCGCCGUUGACGCCGAGCCCCGAGUCCUCUAUGACAUUUCCCAGGCUUUCUACUGAUAAAAUCUCGCAGUACGCCUGUUUGACGUUCAAUUUGGUGACUCGAACAACCACAAUGUCGUUUUCCUUUGGGAGGUUGUUGGUCACGGGCGAGAUAUCGAUUGUGUCUGGGUUAGCACCAGUGGCAGUGUACUUGGAGCUUAGCACCGACACGGUGAUCUUAUUUUCAUCAGAUGCAUCAGGUUGGCUCACCAAUAUGCCCACCACCGUAGAAACUAUGAUGGGGACGACCUUCUCAUUGUGCUCGAUUUGGGACACCGUCGUGCCCUUGCCGCUGAUAAACAGGAGCACGCCGUCACCAUGUGUCUUGUACAAGGGCGUGAUGUACUGUCCUGGUACCACUUUAUGCCCUAAGAUGGAUUCCAUGAUGU
This is a messenger RNA of Yamadazyma tenuis ATCC 10573, 1977 nucleotides long. RefSeq names its product phosphatidylinositol transporter (gene PDR16). Gene Ontology annotation, molecular function: phosphatidylinositol transfer activity. NCBI's taxonomy places the organism in Eukaryota, Fungi, Ascomycota, Pichiomycetes, Serinales, Debaryomycetaceae. The record is from RefSeq and is a predicted model, not a curated record.